AUGGAACCCGGCUUAGAACCCUACCGUCCACCUAGGGGGAUGAGUAGACUCAAGCAAGUUUCCGUGGAUCCUCUGGAAAGCAUAGGCUUACCCUCGAAAGGCGAUAACAGGCUGCUAAAUUUCAAGACGCAAGAAGAAUACUUCCGCAAAGUCGUUGACAGAUACGAACGGUGCCAUCCUCAUGGUGGCGAUAACGACACUCUCGACGGAGCAUUUGCCUCUCUUUCCAUCGAUGGGAUUUCUGAGAAUCGCUCUGAUCGGCCCAACCCCAUUUCAGAGGCAAAAGCUUCAGGGAGUGCACCUCAAGUCUCAACAGAAGACUCGAGAGAACAGUCAGUGAUAUUGAUGGCUAUGCGAAAAGUUCGUGAAGCAAUCGUAGCUUCAGCCCGCAAAGACAUGUUUGCCUUACGAGCAUAUGCUUUCUUGAUCCGCGCUACUAUACUGAUGAGACACAUGGAAUCUUACCAUCCAGCGUUGCUGCAUCUAUUACGCAAUAUACAUCCUGUAACUCCAUUGACCGCAUCUGAAUACCACGAGUUCAUGGGAUUCUAUAUACUCGACGUGUCAUGCCGGCAGAACAAUCUAGCUACAGCAUUUGAAGUGAAAUGUCGCUACAAUUAUAAGAAUGUAAGAGUUGAAGCAGUGCUCAAGGCUCUUGUUCACGAUAACUGGUAUGCGUUCUGGAAAGUGAAAACAUUGAUGAGCUGUCAUCAGCAACGGCUGUUGGAGUACAGUGAGGAAGGGAUGAGACGGCGCGCUCUAGAGUGCUUGGGGAAGAGCUACUUGAGCGUUGACCCAGGGUUUCUAGAGAGGUCGGCACAACGACGAUGGCGGGAGCUCAAGGAGAAAAGCAACGUGGAUUGGCGGCUGGAAGGGGACGUCGUUACUAUCAGACAGAUCAAACGGAAAUGA
Molecule: messenger RNA, 912 nt
Organism: Letharia columbiana
Lineage: Eukaryota; Fungi; Ascomycota; Lecanoromycetes; Lecanorales; Parmeliaceae
Exons: 2
Coding region: 1-912 (303 amino acids)
Source: RefSeq, a predicted model, not a curated record